This is a messenger RNA of Ilex paraguariensis (yerba mate), 2258 nucleotides long. Lineage: Eukaryota; Viridiplantae; Streptophyta; Magnoliopsida; Aquifoliales; Aquifoliaceae. The record is from the annotation of a GenBank genome assembly.
ACGCAAUGUUGUUGUUUCAGAAUCUGGGACAGUUAAAGUAAUUAACGAUGGUGUCACAAUUGCCCGAACCAUAGAGCUUCAAAAUGCUAUUGAGAAUGCAGGAGCAAUGCUAAUCCAAGAGGUCAUUGACACUAGCUGGAUUUUUCUCUUCAUAUUCAUUUUGUGCUCAAUAAAUUUAUUGUUGAACUUUAAGUGUUUGCAGGUUGCAACUAAAACAAAUGAUUUAGCUGGUGAUGGUACUACCACUGCAAUUAUUUUGGCUCGAGAGAUGAUCAAAUCUGGGUUGUUGGCUGUUGCUUUUGGAGCUAACCCUGUUUGCUUAAAGAAAGGAAUGGAUAAGACUGUAAAAGAACUGAUCAAAGUAUUGAAGAAGAAAAGCUUUCCUGUAAAAGGGAGGGAUGAUAUAAAAGCCAUAGCUUCGAUUUCUGGUGGAAAUGAUGAAUUCAUUGGGAACUUGAUUGCUGAAGCUAUAAAUAAGAUUGGCCCUGAUGGAGUAAUCUCUAUUGAAUCUUCCUCAUCAUCCGAAACUUCUGUGAUAGUUGAAGAAGGAAUGAAGAUAGACAAGGGCUACAUGUCACCCCAGUUCAUCACAGAUCAGGAGAGAUCUAUUGUGGAGUUUGAAAAUGCUAAAGUUUUGGUGACAGACCAAAAGGUAUCAACAGUCCAAGAGAUUGUUCCUUUACUAGAGAAGACUACCCAGCUGAGUGUCCCACUGCUAAUAAUUGCUGAGGAUAUAUCAAGGCAAGUUCUGGAGACACUGGUCGUGAAUAAGGUGCGAGGUGUGCUUAAUGUUGCUGUAGUUAAAUGCCCAGGGUUUGGAGAGGGAAAGAAAGCACUGUUGCAAGAUAUUGCUCUGAUGACAGGUGCUGAUUUUCUCUCUGGAGAUUUAGGCCUGACCCUUGAGGGUGCAACCUCUGAUCAGCUUGGUAUUGCACAAAAAAUAACCAUAACAGCUAACUCUACAACUAUUGUUGCUGACUCUUCUACUAAAGCUGAAAUUCAAGCAAGAAUUUUGCAGAUAAAGAAGGAUCUUGCCAACACAGAUAGCUCAUAUCUGUCAGGAAAGCUCUCAGAAAGAAUUGCAAAACUCUGCGGUGGUGUAGCUGUUAUUAAGGUAGGAGCUCACACUGAGAUGGAACUCGAGGAUCGAAAGCUAAGAAUUGAGGAUGCAAAAAGUGCCACAUUUGCUGCCAUGGAUGAAGGUAUAGUGCCCGGUGGCGGGUCCACAUAUGUUCACCUCUUAGAAGAGAUUCCUGUCAUAAAGAAGAACCUGGAAGAUCCAGACGAGAAGAUUGGUGCUGACAUUGUAGGGAUGGCUCUUCUUGCACCAGCAAAAAUAAUUGCAGCUAAUGCUGGAGUAGAUGGGGAUGUAGUUGUUGAGAACAUUAGUGCUUCUGAUUGGCAAAUCGGAUACAAUGCAAUGACUGGCACCUUUGAAGACCUUCUUGCCGUUGGAGUGAUUGACCCUUCUAAGGUUUCAAGGUGUGCACUUCAAAAUGCAGUCUCGGUUGCGGGUAUUGUCCUAACAACUCAAGCUGUAUUGGUGGAGAAAACCAAGCUUCCCAAGCCACCUGUUCCUCUUGUUCCUGGAAUAUCUCCUUAGUAAUUAGGGACAAAUUGGAAACAUCAAAAGCACCAUCAAAAGCUGGAGAAAAAAGCUGACCGAGCUGGUUUUUGCCAUGGUUUGUCAAGAUCUAGCAUGCAAGCCUGGUUGUUGGGUGGGGACUCACUUAGAGGAUUGGCAAAUGCUCCCCUCAGUCUGUGCAAAGCCACCAAAAUCAAGUUAGUUAUCCUGAGUUUUUGGGUUGUGAUAGCAUGACUUGCCAGUCAUAUGAAAUGAUAUAUCCUCAUGUGGUUGUUACUGGUCUGUCUUCUUGGCUCUUGCAGUGGAUGGGAAAAAGUUCCGAUGGUUCCCAGGACUUUGGGGAAUUAUUUCGCGUAUGUCUCUUUGGAUAGUUUGUGGUUUCUCUGUGUCAGGUUUUAAAAUACGAACAACCCAGGCAAAGUGCCUUUGCAUUUUGCUCUGUACUCAAAAAAUCCAAAGAUAGCUGAACAACAUUGACAAUGCAAGGGGAUGGUAGGUCUUUACGAAAUUGCGAUUAAUUGUUUUAUCUUUAUUUAAUUUGGGUUUCGUUUGAUAACACUCUAUGCAUGUAUUUUUUGUUUUUCUACUAGAGAUUUUUAAGGUACUGCUCGCUCGGUAUGCAUUUUGCUGCUUAUACUUCUUUUCUUGUUAAAGUUUGUUUCUGUUGUCCAAG